GUGGUUGAGUACGUCUGGAUAGGAGGGGACGGGCCCCUAGACCUCCGGUCGAGGGCGAAAGUGCUUCCUAAGACGGUUCAGGGCCUCGAGGAUAUUCCCGAUGCUGGCUUCGACGGCUUCCAGACAAACCAGGCUCCACCCGACUGCUCGGAGGUCAGAAUGAAACCCCGAGCUCUGUUUCAAGACCCAUUUAGGCCCACCGGUCUGAACCUGAUGGUUCUCUGCGACUGCUGGAGUCCUGACAAACGACCGUUGCCGUCCAACACGAGGAUCAUGGCGCAGCAACUGUUCGACGUGCAGCCUCAGGCCGAGCCUUGGUUCUCAGUAACGCAGGAGUACACCAUCUUCAAGGACGGAAAGCCCCUGGGCUGGCCAUCCGCGACCGCGAGAAGUUUUGGAGGCCCCACAACGCAGCUGGGCUAUCCCGGGCCGCAGGCGAUCGAUCCUGGUCCAUACUACUGUUCGGCUGGAGCCGAUGUCUCCUUCGGAAGGCAGAUAGCAGAGGCGCAUUUGAAAGCUUGUCUGUGCGCAGGUGUCAAGAUCAGCGGCGUUCAUGGCCAACCGAUGCCAGGACAGUGGGCGUUCAAGGUCGGGACUUGCCAAGGGAUUGAAAUGGGGGAUCAUCUCACCAUGGCAAGAUACCUUCUGAACAGAGUUGGCGAACACUUCGGAUGUGUAGUGUCAUUCGAUCCCAAGCCAAUUCCAGGGGACUGGAAUGGAGCCGGAUGUCACACAAGCUUCAGCACGAAAGUUCGUCGCAUCAUUGCGCUUGCCCAUCGUUCGUUCUUGACUGGGAAGGGCAUCAUCAACCUCGAGAGGAAGCAUCAAGAACAUAUCAUGGCCUACGGAGAAGGCAACGAGAGGAGAUUGACGGGGAUGCAUGAGACAGCGCACAUCGACACCUUCUCCUGGGGUGUUGGAAACUGCAUGGCUCACAUCCGAGUACCCAAGUCAACUGAGAUCGCAGGAUGUGGAUACCUCGAAGAUCGCAGGCCGGCGUCAAAUAUGGACCCUUAUGUGGUAACUUCUAUGUUGUUCAAAACUUGCUGUUUGGAUUAA
This is a messenger RNA of Guillardia theta CCMP2712, 1059 nucleotides long. RefSeq names its product glutamine synthetase. The record is from RefSeq and is a predicted model, not a curated record. Gene Ontology annotation, cellular component: cytoplasm. The annotation marks the transcript as partial. Gene Ontology annotation, molecular function: glutamine synthetase activity. The transcript has 16 exons. Lineage: Eukaryota; Cryptophyceae; Pyrenomonadales; Geminigeraceae.